Molecule: messenger RNA, 997 nt
Organism: Cucumis melo (muskmelon)
Lineage: Eukaryota; Viridiplantae; Streptophyta; Magnoliopsida; Cucurbitales; Cucurbitaceae
Exons: 7
Coding region: 123-827 (234 amino acids)
Biological process (GO): protein ubiquitination
Cellular component (GO): membrane
Molecular function (GO): ubiquitin-protein transferase activity; zinc ion binding
Source: RefSeq, a predicted model, not a curated record
CAAAGGAAAGGAAACCGAGAAUUGGACAUAACAGACGUUGAGCUUUUCUUUUUUUUUUUUUUUGAAAAAACAACCAAAAGAAAACAACAAAAUUUGAUACGAAAAGAGAAAAACAGAAGAGGAUGGAGGAAGUAUUUGUAUAUGUGGAGGAGUUUCGAUUUCAAACGUCCUACGACGUUUCGCGCUGUAGGAUUUGCCACGAAGAAGAAUUCGAAAGCCCUCUCCAACUCGAAGCCCCCUGUUCUUGUUCAGGUACCAUUAAGUUUGCUCAUAGAGAUUGUAUUCAGAGAUGGUGCAGCGAAAAAGGCAGCACAGUUUGUGAAAUUUGUCUCCAGAAUUACGAACCUGGAUAUACUGCACCUUCUAAGAAGCCUCAUCACACCGAUCAAGGUGUCACCAUUAGGGAUGGUGUGGAAAUCCCGAGAAGCGAGGAUGAAGAGGCGGCAGAGCCGGCAUCGCCGCGCGAUGGCGACGGCGCGUCCCUCUCCGCCUGCUCUACCACCGCCAACCGUGGUGCUUCCUGCUGUAAAUCCGUCGCUCUUACUUUUACUUUAGUGUUGUUGGUGAGACAUUUCUAUGAUGUGGUUGCUGUUGGCACCGAUGAGUAUCCAUUUACACUUGCCACUGUGCUUAUUUUAAGAGCAAGUGGAAUUAUUUUUCCUAUGUACGUGAUAAUUAGAACGAUCACCGCUAUUCAAAACAGUGUUCGUCGAAAUCGGUAUCGGUAUCAAUAUCGGAAUCACGAGGAUUUUGAUGAUGAUGAUGAUGAAGAAGAUGAUAUCUCGAGCUUUGAAGAUGAUGAUAGAAGACUGCAUCAUAUUGUCUAAGCUUUAUACGGACACUCAUUAUUUGUUACAUUUUUUUAAAAAAGGAAACAUUAUUUGAGCUAACUCAACACACAUCAUAGAUUCUUCACUUUGUCCAUAUCUUUUUUCCCUAAUUCAAUGUAAUUCUAUCUCAAUAAUUGGAAGAAAAAAAAAUCUUUUCUCUUUUUCAA